Suillus plorans is the source of this 318-nucleotide messenger RNA. RefSeq lists its product as uncharacterized. The transcript has 2 exons. The record is from RefSeq and is a predicted model, not a curated record. The coding region runs from base 1 to 318 and encodes 105 amino acids. NCBI's taxonomy places the organism in Eukaryota, Fungi, Basidiomycota, Agaricomycetes, Boletales, Suillaceae.
AUGGCUGGAUCGCGGGUCCGUGCAUGCAUCUCUCAAUAUCAGACGGAAGCUGCCAACAAUGGUCUAUCUUCUGACCGGAUAAAGUAUUUUAAAGCCGGGCUGCAAUGGGAGAUGAAUCUUAAUGUUGAGGAUGAUGCUUUGGUUCUUCCAGAGAAGUUGAGAAACACUUCGACUCCACCACUUAUGGGACUGAGGUGGAUUAAAGAACGCAUGGAAGCAUUGAUGGAGGAGCAAGAUGAGGGCAUCAAAGCCAAGAUGGCAGAGGUGAAGAUGUACACUGACAUGUUAGAGAAAUUGAGGAAAGGCAAAGGAGUGUAG